AUGGCUUUGUACUCUUCCAGUAUUAAAUUGUUGGUGUAUGUAAUCUUGGCAUUACACCAUCUGGACGGCAAGGAUUUUCGGGAUAACCUGAUGCCCCCCAUGGGCAUUUGGCAGUGGGCCAGCAUGCCUCACAUUGAACUGAACACCAACACCAUCAACUUCCAUCAACGACCCUGGACCACACAGAACACCAACGAGACCACUGGACACAGUUUGCACAAGUGCACCGGAGAGGCUUGUGUUAUGGUCAGCUUGGAACCCACUGCUACCCGGGUAGCUACAAACAACACUAACCAACUCAGUGGCCUUGUCGUUAGCGUGUCCGCCCUGAGAUUGGAAGGUUGGGUGGUUUAUCCGCGGUCCAAUCAUACCAAAGACUCUAAAAACGGGACCUGGUGCCUCUCAGCUUGGCACACAUUAUGGAGAUGGAUUGGGGGUAAGGCCCUGCGACAGACUUGUGUCCUAUCCAGGGGGUGUACAUCAAGCUGCCUCAUGCUACAAAAACAGGAGAUAGGCUCCUGCCCUAUGGGCCAUUGUGGCUUGGACAAGCCCACCACCACCCAGACCAGAAACAGUAUUGACCAGAAAUACAGAGAUGUUAGUGCUUUGCACCAGACAACCAGUGAUUCUACGGCCAGCCGCAGAACGCGUCGCCCCCGAGUAGCUGAGCUCAGGAGUAGGGAGAGAGCGGGAGCAAGUGAGCUUGUUUGGAAGAAGACCAACACCAUCAACUUCCAUCAACGACCCUGGACCACACAGAACACCAACGAGACCACUGGACACAGUUUGCACAAGUGCACUGGAGAGGCUUGUGUUAUGGUCAGCUUGGAACCCACUGCUACCCGGGUAGCUACAAACAACACUAACCAACUCAGUGGCCUUGUCGUUAGCAUGUCCGCCCUGAGAUUGGAAGGUCGGGUGGUUUAUCCGCGGUCCAAUCAUACCAAAGACUCUAAAAACUGGACCUGGUGCCUCUCAGCUUGGCACACAUUAUGGAGAUGGAUUGGGGGUAAGGCCCUGCGACAGACUUGUGUCCUAUCCAGGGGGUGUACAUCAAGCUGCCUCAUGCUACAAAAACAGGAGAUAGGCUCCUGCCCUAUGGGCCAUUGUGGCUUGGACAAGCCCACCACCACCCAGACCAGAAACAGUAUUGACCAGAAAUACAGAGAUGUUAGUGCUUUGCACCAGACAACCAGUGAUUCUACGGCCAGCCGCAGAACGCGUCGCCCCCGAGUAGCUGAGCUCAGGAGUAGGGAGAGAGCGGGAGCAAGUGAGCUUGUGUGGAAGAAGACCAACACCAUCAACUUCCAUCAACGACCCUGGACCACACAGAACACCAACGAGACCACUGGACACAGUUUGCACAAGUGCACUGGAGAGGCUUGUGUUAUGGUCAGCUUGGAACCCACUGCUACCCGGGUAGCUACAAACAACACUAACCAACUCAGUGGCCUUGUCGUUAGCGUGUCCGCCCUGAGAUUGGAAGGUCGGGUGGUUUAUCCGCGGUCCAAUCAUACCAAAGACUCUAAAAACGGGACCCGGUGCCUCUCAGCUUGGCACACAUUAAGGAGAUGGAUUGGGGGUAAGGCCCUGCGACAGACUUGUGUCCUAUCCAGGGGGUGUACAUCAAGCUGCCUCAUGCUACAAAAACAGGAGAUAGGCUCCUGCCCUAUGGGCCAUUGUGGCUUGGACAAGCCCACCACCACCCAGACCAGAAACAGUAUUGACCAGAAAUACAGAGAUGUUAGUGCUUUGCACCAGACAACCAGUGAUUCUACGGCCAGCCUCAGAACGCUUCGCCCCCGAGUAGCUGAGCUCAGGAGUAGGGAGAGAGCGGGAGCAAGUGAGCUUGUGUGGAAGAAGAUGGUGGAAGUGAUUAAUGGGGCAGAAGAGAGGAGGAUAGAGGCUGCAUGCUGCAUGUUUCUGGCUCUCUGCUGCUGGUUGUACGGAAUGGGCCUGCUGCUCACCAUCAGUGUGAGAGGACUACUGCAGGUAAUGUGAUGUGAAAGAGAGAUUAGGGGUAUGAGGGGGUCUGAGAAAGGCUUUAAGAACAACAAUAGAAUAGGUCCAAAUAGUGACAUUUACCCAUUGUAGUUAUAUAUAUAUUGCCUAAGCUGACAUGCAGUAUUACUUACAUGUCACUGUAAAGACUUAAGAAAUCACCACAUUGUUAUCAAUUCAUUUGACCUUGGAACAUGAAUUAAAAUAUGGUUUUGUUUUCCUAAUAAGACUAAGUUUAUUUUCUUUCCAUAGAUAAUGGUCGCAUUAGAGCUCCAUGGAGAUGAGCAAAAGGAGAGAGGAGCUGAGAGGGAGACAGACAGCUGUAAAGAUGCUCAAACCGCUCCAGUGUUGGUGACCCCCCGUGGUUCAACUAAGAAGAGAGCACGCCGCCUCCGCCGUCAGUCCAACAAGGGGAAACACUGA
Molecule: messenger RNA, 2424 nt
Organism: Coregonus sp. 'balchen'
Lineage: Eukaryota; Metazoa; Chordata; Actinopteri; Salmoniformes; Salmonidae
Source: the annotation of a GenBank genome assembly